AUGGGCAGGUCCUUCCUUCACAUAGAUUUUUUGCACUUGAAGGAGCAAUUGGCUCAGUCUCAGGAGGAGAUCGCAGAUGGACUGUCUUCGAUCAGCGAUAUCAUACAACAAGUGGAUGGUUUGACUCCCCUAGAGGGUCAGUUGGCACUUUCGCAGGCGGAGAACGCCAACCUACGUCGUCAGCUUGCGGAACACCUCGAGAUACACGACCAGUUGCAGGUGGUGGAGCAUGAUCGGGAUCAGGCUAUAGCUGAACACCGUGCUCUCCUCGACACACUGAACAGUGCUAUACUCGGAUCCCGGUCGUCUGCGUUGACCGCUCGAUCGACGCCUAAGAGUGCUACUCCGGCCGGAUCGCCCCCUGCUCCCACUACCCCGGGAUCGAGAUCGCUUGCCCGUAGGUCCCGAUCGAGAUCGUCCGGCCCGCCUGCCAAGCGUCGGCGUAUUCAACCAAGGUCACGAUCCAGUGAUUCUUCCAUCGCCCGUGUGGCUUCCCGGCUAUUGUCGUUUAACCCUUCAAUGCCUUUAAACAAACUUCCCGGAUUGGCCCCACCCGAGCCUCCACCCAAUUCUUCUUGUUCUCCGCUUUCGUCCACGGCUUCUGGGACUGGAUCGGGAAGCGAGGAGCUGACCGAGUCGGAUUCUAGCUCGGAUGAUUUGACUCGUGCUGCAUUAUCCCAAUCGAGAUCGGCCGCUCGUCGUCAACCUAGAUCGGAUGCCCGAUCUUCGACCCCGAAUUCCUCUCCGGCCGCUCGGGUUGUUCCCGCUUCUCCCGCAGCUACUGCGUUGGCUCAAGCACUGUUGCGUUCGCCUUCUCCAGACGUUCCGGAGCCUCGUUAUCUUUCGUACCCAUCCACUCCGGUCGCGGCUGUCCCCGUAGUCGAAAUUCAAGAUGAUGGCGGCGUAGAAGACGUGGAGGUAUCGCCGACAGGGGAGACACACAGCGAGACUGGCUCUCUUAGUCCGCCCCCUGGGUCCCCUGCGCUCCGGAUCGCCAUUCGUCCGAUAGCGAAAACAGCAUCACCCUUCCGGCACGCCAAGUGGCUAACAGAGUUUUCUCUUCCGUUGACUUCGACAAUCUUCCGCCACUCCAGCAACCACGGGAUCAGUGGAUUCCCAACUAUCUGGCGUCCUCCCGACGGGUAG
This is a messenger RNA of Peronospora matthiolae, 1146 nucleotides long. The record is from the annotation of a GenBank genome assembly. Lineage: Eukaryota; Oomycota; Peronosporomycetes; Peronosporales; Peronosporaceae.